Molecule: messenger RNA, 1633 nt
Organism: Acomys russatus (golden spiny mouse)
Lineage: Eukaryota; Metazoa; Chordata; Mammalia; Rodentia; Muridae
Product: C-X-C chemokine receptor type 2-like
Exons: 2
Coding region: 485-1558 (357 amino acids)
Biological process (GO): G protein-coupled receptor signaling pathway; immune response; neutrophil chemotaxis
Cellular component (GO): membrane
Molecular function (GO): C-X-C chemokine receptor activity; interleukin-8 binding
Source: RefSeq, a predicted model, not a curated record
GAACCAGAAAGAGCAAAGGCCUGAAGAGCAAGAUAGAACCACCCAGAGUGGUGGGGCUGCUGGAGGAGGGAGAAUCAGACCCCUCCACCCCCAGCUGCAGGAGCCCAGUAGUUUAGAGCCAGGAGCUUGGAGCCAGUAGCAAGGAAGAGGGCGGUGUGAUCCUGAGCAAACCCCUUCCUCUGUCUGGGCCCACUUCCUCCCUCACAGAGACCUGGAAACACAGGCUAGAAAAGCUCAGUGGGUCACUUCCCAAUAUGAACUCUCUAAAUCCAUAGGAUGACUCCACCCAUUAGACGCUGGGCUGGGAAUUGACACUUUAAAAAACCGUCUAGGGCAUCCCACACCCUCAGGAGCUCCUCCCCUGCUUGAGCAAGCUAAUCCACCCACCCCUCACUUCCUCUAGAGUGUUCUUACUGCCACUGCUGCCGACCUUAGGCGUCCUGCAGGUGAAAAGCCAGCAUCCUGGAUUAAGUUUACCUCAAAAAUGGGAGAAAUCAGGUUGGAUAAUUUCCAAUUUGAAGAUUUCAUAAGUGGAGAUAUUGAUAAUUACAAUUAUAGCUCUAUCCUGCCUCCUACUCUACUGGAUGCUGCCCCAUGCCACCCAGAGAGCCUAAAUAUUAACGGAUAUGCUGUGGUUAUAAUUUAUAUACUGGUGACUCUGCUGAGCCUUCUGGGAAAUGCUCUGGUGAUAUUAGUUGUGUUAUACAACCGGAGCACCAGCUCUGUCACUGAUAUCUACCUGCUAAACCUAGCCAUUGCCGAUCUGUUCUUUGCCCUGACCUUGCCUGUCUGGGCAGCAUCGAAGGUAUUGGGAUGGAUUUUUGGCUCAACCCUGUGCAAGCUAUUCUCAUUCAUCAAGGAAGUUACCUUCUACAGCAGCGUUCUGCUACUAGCCUGUAUCAGCAUGGACCGCUACCUGGCCAUCGUCCAUGCCACAAGCACACUAAUCCAGAAGAGACAUUUGGUCAAGUUUGUAUGCAUAACCAUGUGGGUGCUGUCAGUAUUUUUGUCCCUGCCCAGCUUAAUUAUACGUAAUACUUUUAUGUACUCUUCUACUCUACACUGCUAUGAAAAUGUAGGUAAGGAGACAUCGGAGUUGAGGGUGGUACUGCGCUUCCUGCCUCAGACCAUCGGCUUCCUCCUGCCACUGCUGAUCAUGCUGUUCUGCUACGGGUUCACACUGCGCACACUCUUUAAGGCCCACAUGGGGCAGAAGCACCGGGCCAUGAGAGUCAUUUUUGCUGUUGUGCUUGUCUUCCUACUCUGCUGGCUGCCCUACAACAUAGUCCUUUUCACAGACACCCUCAUGAGAACCAACAAGAUUGAGGACAGCUGCGAGCGCCGGAAUGAAAUUGGCAGGGCCUUGACUGCUACUGAGAUUCUUGGCUUCUUCCACAGCUGCCUUAACCCCAUCAUUUAUGCCUUUAUUGGCCAGAAAUUUCGCCAUGGACUCCUCAAGAUCAUGGCUACUUAUGGCCUUGUCAGCAAGAAGUUCUUAGCCAAGGAAAGGCCUUCUUUUGUUGGCUCUUCUUCCCGGAAUACCUCCACUACCCUCUGAGACUGCUCACCUAAACUGUGGCCCCUUGGGAUUCCUUCUUGUCCUUUAGCAUGACUCACAUCCACAAACUGUGGU